UUUGUGUGGUUCAUUUUUGGGAUAUUUAGCAAGAAGACCUGAGGGAACGGUUCGGGAACAAACUCCGACAGACAAUCAGAAAUCACACUGACCUUAGGAAUUUUAAAAAAACGAUAUAUGGUGCUGGUGGGACUCGAAUCACUAAGUCCAGAGGCCAGAAAUUACAUGAAGCAGGUGGUUGAAGAGGAACUGUUGAAAAUGCAGGACAAUGAAGAAAAUGAGCUGGAGCUGGAAAUCGAGAAGCCCCACAACAAAAGGAAGAGAGAAAAGACAAGUGAUGAGGAGAGUGGGAUAGAAGACGAAGAUGAAUCCAUGGCAAAGAAAUCCCGUCGUCAGAUAAGUUCAUCGUCAGAAUCUGAGGAUAACGAAGGCCACAAAACAGGAAGUGAGGCGAGUGCAGAGGAAGGAAAAAUUAAAUCUGGAUCUGAGGAUGCAGAGCAAGAGGUUGAAAAAUUACAGCAAAAGAAAAGUGGAAAUCGUAAACGUAGGAGGGAGAGUGAGGACUCACCAGUGGAGGACGUGAGUGAGUCGGGAGAGUCAGAUAGUGAAGGUCCAAAACACACCGGGAUAAAGAGAGAGAAUUCUGCAAAGAACAAGCGAAGCAGCAGCAGUCCAGGAAAGAAAACACAGAGUGGUGAAGAGAAUGAAACCGACACAGAGAGAAAGUCAGAGAGGAGUGACAAAAUCAACGAGUCCUCAAAUGAUGGUGAAAAAGAAGAAAAAGUCCCAGUGAAAAAGGAAACUAACCCAGACUCAGAUUCAUCGUCUCUCACCUCUUUGGAGGAUGACCAGAAUCCUGUGAUGAAAAAAAAUCAAGAUGAUAAGAAAAAGAAGAAAACUGUGAAAAAAGAUGAAAAGACCAUCGUUCAAAAGGAUGACAACAAACAACUUGUGAGGCUCAAGCGCUACAUUUCUCUCUGUGGCGUGAAGCGGAAUUACAAGAAGCUCCUCGAUGGUUGUCGCUCUGUGCGCUCAAUGGUGGCUGUUUUGAAGAAGGAGCUGGAAGAUCUUGGUGUCGAAGGUCAGCCAUCUAUUAAAAAAUGUAAAAGUGUCAAAAAGAAGAGAGAGGAGGCUCAGGAAAUAGCUGAGCUCGAUGUCAGCAACAUCAUUGCCACACAAGGUCGUCCAAAACGCAGAGGAGCCUCAGUGAGGCAGGAAGAACCCGACUAUCUGUCCUCCACGUAUAAGCGCACUCUGAACUCUGCCUCUGAUAGUGAUGACGAAAACAGAACACACAAAGGGCAAAGACGAGCAACAGACUGGGCCAACCUGCAGGGGAUCAUAAGUGAUGAUGCAGACAGUGACUGACAGGGUCGCUGUACAAGUUAGUUUUUGUUCUUUGGGAAUUCAUUUUGUUAUUGUUUUCUAUCAUGGUGGUGCAGUGGUCACCAGUCUCCCAGCAAGAAUGUUAAACCUUUCUGUGUUCUCUUCAUGUUCAUAUAUUUUCAAUUUCUAAUAAAAUAUUUCAAAUAAUAUCA
Paralichthys olivaceus (Japanese flounder) is the source of this 1478-nucleotide messenger RNA. The record is from RefSeq and is a predicted model, not a curated record. NCBI's taxonomy places the organism in Eukaryota, Metazoa, Chordata, Actinopteri, Pleuronectiformes, Paralichthyidae.